Messenger RNA from Meira miltonrushii, 2067 nucleotides. Its product is annotated as P-loop containing nucleoside triphosphate hydrolase protein. Gene Ontology annotation, molecular function: DNA replication origin binding; ATP hydrolysis activity. The coding region runs from base 1 to 2067 and encodes 688 amino acids. Lineage: Eukaryota; Fungi; Basidiomycota; Exobasidiomycetes; Exobasidiales; Brachybasidiaceae. The record is from RefSeq and is a predicted model, not a curated record. The transcript has a single exon. Gene Ontology annotation, cellular component: nucleus. Gene Ontology annotation, biological process: mitotic DNA replication checkpoint signaling.
AUGCCCGGAAGUCCAAGAUUACUCACAAGACGUUCUUUCCGUCGUACCGUCAGCACGCCAAUCACAACACGUAAACGAUCUCGAUCGAUCUUUGAUAAUUGUGAUCAGUCGGAGAAUGGUGAAAGUGCUGAUACGAUUGUUGAAUUGCGAUUGCCAUCAUCUCGACCUCGCUUGAAUGCUUCUCAAGGAUCAACAGAUGAAGAAUUGGCAAGCGUGUUCCAUUCCAGUCAAGCAACACCCAUGUCUGAAGUAUUUUCAUUGAUGGGAAGUGAGACGGCAAUGAGCAGUCCUAUUUCACGAUGCACGACACCGGAAGCAUCAGAAGCAGAAGAUGAGAAAGAGCAAGAUGCAGACUCGGAGGAAGAGACAUCAAAGUACACCAACAUCUUUGCUCAUGCUCGUGCAUUGUUGCGAUAUGGAUCAGAUCCAAACGUACACAUUGUUGGACGUGAACGUGAACGAGGAGCAAUUCAACGAUUCAUGCAACAACGAUUUGGCUUGUUUGCACAUAUGGAACGAUCAGCAAUGCCUCAAGGAGAUUCAUUGUGCACAGACAUGAACGGAGCCAUGGACGGAGGAAGCUUGUAUGUUUGUGGUUUGCCUGGAACGGGUAAGACUGCAUUGAUUCGCUCAGUUAUGGCUGACAUUCAACAAUCACAAGAGUUCUUGCGGGACAAUGAACGUCUGCAAGUUGCAUUCAUCGAUUGCAUGACCAUUCAACAUCCUCGUGAACUGUUCAGACGUAUUUUGAAUGUUUUUCACGGUGACAAGUCAGUUUUACCAAGCGGGGAAGCUGGUGAUGCAGAAGCAGAACGUCAAGUGACCACAUUGGUGAAAGAUCAAAAGAGGCAAACAUUGAUCGUGUUGGAUGAAAUUGAUCACCUCUUACGCAGUAGAGUUCAUCAAAAUAUCUUGUACCGUUUGUUCUCAUGGCCACAAAAGGAUUCAAAAGCAUGUGCUUUGAUCGGGAUUGCAAAUUCACUCGAUCUUACCGAACGUUUUGUACCGCUUUUGGCUAGCAAAGGCGCUGCUCCUGCCGUUCUCAAUUUCCGACCUUUUGAGGCUGAAGAGAUCAAGACUGUAAUUGGAUCACGUCUUGCUCUGCUUCAAUCGAGUUACAGCGCUGAAACAAGAGAACAAGAUGGUGAACUACAAGAGCAAAAUGAUGAUGAGACCGUUCCACUGUUUGUACCUGCUGCUUUCGAAUUGGUUGCACGUAAGAUUGCUGCAGCUACAGGUGAUCUUCGUAAAGCGUUGGAUGCAUGCAGAUUGGCAGUUGAAUUGGUAGAACAAGAAACGAUUCGCAAAUCUACCUCGACUGCUGCACCAAUCGACAUUACCAGCUUAACACCGACAAAUGCUCCUAAAAUCACACCUGCGCAUAUUCUCAAAGUUGUUUCGACCGUUUUGGGAAGUCCACAAUUGAACAAGAUUCGUGGAUUAGGCUUGCAACCAAAGCUGAUCUUAUUGGCUCUUCUCGUUGCGCAAAAGCGAAGAGGGUAUGGAUUGAACGUUCUUGGUGGAGGAAGUGGUAAUGGCGUGAACAAAUCCGUUAUGGGUGUUUGUUCAAGCAAUGGUGAUGGUACACUAAUGUGCGAAAUCGAAAGCACAUAUUCGGCCAUCUUGAAAAAUGACGAUUUCCCUAUUUUGGAAAGUUCUGAAUUGAUUGAUGUCAUGGAGGGUUUAGAAGUUGAAGGAAUCGUCAAGAUUACCAGCGUCAACGGAAGCUCUAUCAAUUCAUCUUCUAGUAAUACUCGUGUUGGAGGAGUUUCUCCAAGUGCAAAACGUGCAGCAAAGAGGCAAUUGUUAGCUUCUUACCGUCGAAUGGAAUUGACUAUGUCAUCCGAAGAAAUCAUUCGUGGUAUAAUGACACCGCCACCUGCCUCAAUGCAAUCGCAAUCAAACGCAUCUUUCUCAAAUACGAUUGUCAUUGAAGCGAUCAAACGAAUUUGGCAAAGGGAAGAAAAGAAUGCAGAAAGGGCAAAAGGAUGGGAAAAAGUAGCAGAAGAAGCGCAAAAAGUACGGGAUAAUGAAUUAGGAGGAGGAAGAGGCGCUUUGGGUAUUUGA